Molecule: messenger RNA, 888 nt
Organism: Rhizophagus irregularis DAOM 181602=DAOM 197198
Lineage: Eukaryota; Fungi; Glomeromycota; Glomeromycetes; Glomerales; Glomeraceae
Source: RefSeq, a predicted model, not a curated record
AAUAUUCUAAAAUUAUUUAAUUUCGUUCAGUUCGUUUAAUUCAAACGGUAAUUAAAUUAUAUAUUUAGGAACGAAUGUACCAUCACGGAAUUUUACUUCAGUUCUUUGGCAUGCAAAUUUUACAUAAUACUCUAGUACCUAUCCGGGUUUAUAUCAAUUUCAGCGAUUUAAAAAUUGAAUUAUGGAAAAUCAAAAGACCAUCUUACUCACUUGUAGCAAGAUGGUAAUGGAAGGUUGGGAUGCUAUCAAUAUCAAUAUGAUAAGGCGGUCGUUCAAGUGUUGUGGCGUUUCAAAUGCUAUAUAUGGGACAGAAGAUACUUUAAUUUUUGAUUUUGAUCGAUUAGAAAAUAGGGUAAUAGAGAAGAUCUUGGAAGUUGAAGGUGAGAGAAACGUUGAAGGUGAGAGAAACGAAAAUGAUUCAGAAGAAAGUAGCGAAAAUGAUUCAGAUUAUGAUAAAAGUGAAUCAGAAGAAAGUGGCGAAAGUGAAAUAGAAGACAGUGAUGAAAGCGAAUCAGGAGAUAGUAAUGAAAGUGAAUCAGGGGAUAGUAAUGAAAGUGAAGCAGACUGUAAUUCAGGAUUGGAAUUAAUAAUUCAGCUAAUGCCUUUAUGCAUACUGUUAUGGUAAUAACGUAUUAUGUAAUAAAGUAAAGGUUUUUUGACUGAUUGAAUUUCGUAUAUUACCGUAUUAAAAUAACAGGUUAAAAAAUUUUGUUUUUAUUGGCAAGACAAUGUUAUUGGGUAAUUUGGGUUUAAUAUUUUAAUAACUCCUCAUUUAAGCAAUACAGUUUGGUAAAUUAGGUAACACAAAUUAAAUAAUACAAGUUUAUCAUUUAUUACUAAGUAACGCAAUUAAGUAAUAAAGUUACAAGUAUGAUAAUACCCGGGUCU